AAGAAAAAAGUUAUCCAGAAACCAUAUAGUAUCUCUCUUCACCGAAGAAAGAAAAACUCAAACAAGAAGCAAAAGAAGAGAGUAUAGCCAUGAAGAAAACAGAGCUGGUUUUCGUUCCCGCACCAGCAAGAGGCCACCUGUUAUCUGCUCUCGAGUUCGCAAACCAGUUACUGAGCCGAGACAAUCGUUUCUCAGUCACAAUCUUACUCAUGAAAUCACCAUUCCAUCUUUCUCUCCCAUUACUCACUUCUCACGCCAAUAACUUGCGAUACGUCGACGUUCCGACGCCGGAACAGCUUCCACCACCGGAGCUCGUGUCGGAGUCCUUGGAGAAAUAUAUCUCUGACUGCAUAGAGAGUCACAAGUCCAACGUCAAAGAAAUCGUGGCCAACCUUUUACCCAAACCGACUUUGUUUUCCGGGUUGGUCGUCGAUAUGUUCUGCACCGCCAUGAUUAGCGUCGCCGAGGAGCUUGGAGUUCCUUCCUACGUGUUCUUUACCUCCAGCGCGGGCUUCCUAGGCUUCAUCCUCUACGUGGGCGACCGAGAAGGCGGUGUUUUUGAGGAGUCCGAUCCCGAGUCGGACAUUCCGAGUUUCGCCAACCCGGUCCCGACUCGGGUUCUGCCAUCGUUCGCGUUCAAUAGGCGUGGUGGGCUCGCGUCGUUUGUGGAUCACGCCAGGGAAUUUAAGAAGACGAAGGGUAUUAUUGUCAACACAGUUCUAGAGUUGGAAUCUCAUGCUGUAGAUUCUUUCUCUUACCGUGGAACUCCUCCGAUUUACACUGUCGGACCGCUUCUUGACCUCAGUGGUAAGCACGACGUGCGGUCUGAGAGAAGCCAAGACGAUAAGAAGAUCUUCAAGUGGCUUGAUCGCCAACCGCCAAAGUCCGUCGUGUUCCUCUGCUUCGGAAGCCAGGGAGCCUUUGAUGCGCCGCAGCUAAGAGAGAUCGCCAUUGGCUUAGAGCAGAGCGGUCAACGGUUCCUCUGGUCUGUACGCAAGACUCCACCGCAGGGGAAAAUUAUGCCAGAAGACUACCAAGAUCCCGGGGAGUUUCUUCCACAUGGAUUCUCUGAGAGAACAAAGGAGGUGGGCCUUCUAUGCGGGUGGGUCCCGCAAGUAGAGGUUCUGGCCCACAAGGCGAUCGGAGGGUUCGUGUCACAUUGCGGUUGGAACUCGACAAUGGAGAGCUUGUGGUUCGGUGUGCCGAUUGCCACGUGGCCGAUGUACGCGGAACAACAGAUUAACGCAUUUCAGAUGGUGAGGGAUUUGGGGUUGGCAGUGGAGCUGAGCUUGGAUUAUAAAAACGACGGUGGUGAUGUCGUGACGGCGGAUCAGAUAGCCAGAGCCGUUGGAUGCUUAAUGGAUGGUGAUGGUGAAGUGAGGAGGAGGGUGCAGGAAAUGAGUGAGAAGUGCAGGAGGGCUGUUGUGGAUGGUGGGUCCUCUUUUGUGUCGUUUGGGCGGUUGAUUGAAGAUGUGUUAGCAAAUGUAUCAUGAAGUAACUUGGACAAGAACAACACAGACGUGCACUUUUCUCAACAAUCUCCCUCUCAUGUGUGUGUUCACCAAACUCCCUCU
Messenger RNA from Morus notabilis, 1574 nucleotides. Its product is annotated as anthocyanidin 3-O-glucosyltransferase 2. The record is from RefSeq and is a predicted model, not a curated record. Gene Ontology annotation, molecular function: UDP-glycosyltransferase activity. NCBI's taxonomy places the organism in Eukaryota, Viridiplantae, Streptophyta, Magnoliopsida, Rosales, Moraceae. The coding region runs from base 90 to 1493 and encodes 467 amino acids. The transcript has 2 exons.